This is a messenger RNA of Cucumis melo (muskmelon), 1440 nucleotides long. RefSeq names its product WAT1-related protein At2g39510-like. NCBI's taxonomy places the organism in Eukaryota, Viridiplantae, Streptophyta, Magnoliopsida, Cucurbitales, Cucurbitaceae. Gene Ontology annotation, molecular function: transmembrane transporter activity. The transcript has 7 exons. The record is from RefSeq and is a predicted model, not a curated record. The coding region runs from base 16 to 1089 and encodes 357 amino acids. Gene Ontology annotation, cellular component: plasma membrane.
UUUGUGGCUUUGUAUAUGAAGAAAUUAAAUGAGGUUUUGAAGAAAAAGGGAAAGGCUUAUUUAGGAGUUAUUGUUGUAAGAGUUUUUGCUUCUGGUUUGAUUGUAAUAGCAAAGGUUGCACUCAACCAUGGAAUGAGUCCACAAGUUUAUUCACUCUAUCGUUAUUUUGUUGCUUCCAUUGUUGUUGCUCCAUUUUCCUUCCUAUCUUAUAGGAAAAGACAAAGACCACACAUGAGUUGGUGCACCUUUGCAAAGAUUUUAUUGCUCGGCUCCGUGGAGUCAGUGGUUAUCACCAACACAUAUUUCACAGGCUUGAAAUAUGUUACUCCAACUUUUUCCAUUGCUAUGUCCAAUGCUGUUCCUGCCCUUUCCUUUUUCUUUGCUUCCCUUUUUAGGAUGGAGAAGAUUGAUGUAAUAAGGUUUUCAAGUCAAGCAAAGAUAUUAGGAACAGCAGUAUCAGUAGGAGGAGCAAUGAUAAUGACGUUUGUAGAAGGACCAAAGUUAAGAUUUCCUUGGACAAAUGGACAUAAUAAUCUCCAUAGUUACCCUUCAACUUCAUCAAUCAAUGUUAAUAAUGAAGAUUCUUUCAAGGGGAUCAUUUUGGUCACAAUUUCUUGUCUGUGUGCUUCUGUUUCCUGCAUUCUCCAGGCAAUAGUAUUGAAAUCAUAUCCAAUGGGGUUGAUUGUAACAUUUAUGGUAUGCAUAGUGGGAGUUGUGGAAGGGGCUGUGGUAGCAUUAACAAUGGAAUGGAACAACCCAUCUGUCUGGUCUAUUCAUUUUGAUUUUCAACUCUUGGCUAUCCUUUAUGCUGGAAUAAUAAUCUCAGGGUUUUCGUACUACAUUCAAGGAGUUGUAAUGGAAGAAAAAGGACCUGUGUUUUUGACUGCAUUUUUCCCUCUAACUACCGUUAUGGUUGCAAUCAUAAGCUCUUUUGCUAUCUCUGAGAUUUUGUCUUUGGGAAAGGUUGUGGGAGCCAUGGUCAUAAUUGCAGGCCUUUAUUUAUUUUUAUGGGGCAAAACCAAAGAUCAAGUCAUUGAUAAUGCAGUUAGACCAAUGGAUGAUGCGGCAACCACAACAGAAGAUUCUUAAUUUUGAAUAAAUGGUUUUCUGUUCGAUAACGAUCAUGUUCCAAAUUUUUGUUAAAGAAUAUAAGUACCUCAAAAGUUAAUUUCCAAUUAUUGUCGUGCAUGAUACAUUGUAAUAAUCAAUAUGUAAAAGUUGGUCAUCAUGUCAUAAGAAUGAAACCGAGAGUCAGAAACUUUUAAAGAAGAUCAGAAGCAAGUUGGAGAUGGCCAAUCGACACCAUUCUUCGCAAUAUGUCAUCAAAGAGAAGAACGAUAUGGGGACCGUUGUAGAAAAAACAAAGUGAUAGAUUUUCUUCCAACAACAUGUAGAGUAAGUGAGAGAAUAUAAUUCAAAAAUUUUUAACUCUUUGAACUA